AUGGCAAAGGUUUGUUCCAAACUUCUCUUACUAUCUGCCUUUUGCAUAUUCAUUGCUCAAGCCUUUGCUCAGCCAAACUUGCAAUACCAUUUUUGUAUAGACAAUGGUAACUACACAAGCAACAGUACUUACAAAGUAAACCUCAAUCACCUCCUCUCCUUCCUCACUUCCAACACUCAAAUUGACUAUGGGUUCUACAACAUUUCUUAUGGCCAGGACCCUGACAAAGUAUAUGCACUUGGACUUUGUAGAGGAGAUGUUAAGCCAGAUGUUUGCCAUAGUUGCCUCAAUAACGCUACAAAUCUCACACAGCUUUGUCCCAGUCAGAAGGAAGCAAUAAUAUGGUAUGACUAUUGCAUGUUACGCUACUCAUUUCACAACAUAUUUGGGAUCAUGGAAGGUAGUCCUGCUUUCUAUGGGUGGAACUAUGAUAACGUAUCAGCCAAUUUAAAUGAGUUCAAUCAAGACCUCAGGACCUUGUUGGAUAGUCUGAGAAGUCAAGCUUCAGCUGGUGGUUCUCUUCGUAAAUUUGCAGUAGGAAAUGCAACAGCACCGAACUUCCAAACACUAUAUGCACUGAUGCAGUGCACCCCUGACUUGUCUCAGCAAACUUGCAGCGAUUGCUUGGUUGGGGUUAUGGGAAGUAUUUCGCAAUGUUGUAAUGGGAAGCAAGGUGGCAGAGUUAUCAUACCCAGCUGUAAUUUAAGCUUUGACCUCUAUCGCUUUUAUGAUCCAACCGCUGAUACUGUACCACCGCCACCACCGUCACAAACACCAUCUCCUCCGCCAGCAUCACCAGUAUAUACACUUCAAUCUUCAACAAAUACUACUGCUGCAAAAGGAAAUGAGAGUAACAAAUAUCGAACUGUCACUAUUGUUGUGCCUAUUACUGCUUUUGUGAUACUAAUAAUAAUCUCCUUCUGCAUCUACCUAAGAGUCCGGCAGCCAAGCGAGAAUCCAGAAAGCGAAGCAGUGGAUGAGAUUGGAAGUGUGGAAAACUUGCAGUUAGACUUUGAGACCAUCAAAGUUGCAACAGACAACUUUUCUGAUGCAAACAAGCUUGGGCAAGGGGGAUUUGGAGCUGUUUACAAGGAGAGUAUUUUGGAUCGUUGGCGGCAAUCUCAAGAUGUUGAAGAUGGGGAAGAUGAGAGAAUGGUGGCUGGAUACAGCAUGCAGGGUCAUGGAGCUAGCCUCGUGUUCUUAAGAACUUCUGGAGAAGUUAUUUCAGAAGAUCAUGCUUUGGAUUACAACGAGGACAGUGGCAACGAAGAAGAUGGAGAUGGAGCAAAGCAAAUGAGCAAAACAUACACCACCAUGUUACUGGCCCUGUAUGCUGGGACCCUUCUGGUGUAG
Quercus lobata is the source of this 1353-nucleotide messenger RNA. Its product is annotated as cysteine-rich receptor-like protein kinase 29. The record is from RefSeq and is a predicted model, not a curated record. NCBI's taxonomy places the organism in Eukaryota, Viridiplantae, Streptophyta, Magnoliopsida, Fagales, Fagaceae. The coding region runs from base 1 to 1353 and encodes 450 amino acids. The transcript is spliced from 5 exons.